Scomber japonicus (chub mackerel) is the source of this 1965-nucleotide messenger RNA. RefSeq lists its product as uncharacterized. The coding region runs from base 193 to 1491 and encodes 432 amino acids. The transcript is spliced from 2 exons. NCBI's taxonomy places the organism in Eukaryota, Metazoa, Chordata, Actinopteri, Scombriformes, Scombridae. The record is from RefSeq and is a predicted model, not a curated record.
CGCCAUUUUAGCCUUUUAAACCCCCCCUUUCAUAACAAGCUGGCCUGGCUGUUCAAUACAAGCUGAUAAUGACUGUGGUAUAAUCCGCGUAUUGCACCGGAACCGAACUACUGUCGCGGUAUCACUCCGCUGUGUUUACAUGAGCAAAUCCUACCACCUUUACAUUCAUUAUAAAGACACAGCUCUGUCAGGAUGGAUGCAGACCAGCUGUUUGAAGCUGAUAUGACAACUAAGGAGGAGGUUAUACUGAAAGAAGAAGAUGAGGAGCAAGAAGAGGAAGAGUGUGAGAUAAAUACCACUGACAUUUCCAGACAUGCAAUGGUGUCAGACUUGGAGCUGGAUGAACUUGAGGACAACAGGAAUGAAAUCAGUAAGGUUACAAAGAAGCAGACAACAUGGGCUGUGAACUGCUUUGUUGACUGGCUGGAGUCCCAGGGCCUCCAGGUGGACCUGAGGGCUUUGAAGAAAACUGAGCUAAACAGCUUGCUGAGACACUUUUAUGGUUCAGUGCGCAACAGCAAAGGCGAGCUGUAUGGGAUUGCGAGUUACAUCGCACUGAGAGCUGGAAUUAACCGUUACUUCAAAGAGCAUCCCGUCAGCCGGCCUGUGUGCUUGAUGAGAGAUGCCGAAUUCACCUCAGCCAACAAGGUAUUCAUGGGAAUGCUCAAGAGAAUUAGGAGGUCAGGUCGAGAUAUAACAUCACACCACCAGCCGCUGUCAGCUGAUGAUGUCCGCAUCCUCAGACACUCACAUGUCAUGGACACCAGCACUCCAAGGGGACUUCUUAACAGGGUCUGGUUUGAUAUACAAGUAUAUUUUGGUCGUAGAGGCAAGCAGGCCAACAGGAAUUUGAAGCCAGAUUCAUUUGUAAUCAGAAAAGAUGAGAGAGGACUGAGAUAUUGCACUUUAUCCUUCGGGGAUGAGAAAAAGUUUCAUAACGAGAAGGAUCGAUGUUCUAUGGUUGAGAAGCCAGGGAGUGAAUUCUGUCCCAUUACUUCUCUUUUAAAGUACCUCAGCAAGCUCCCAUCCAACGCAGCUGCCCUGUACUUACAGCCUAAAAAGGAGCUAACAGAUAAGAUGUGGUACAGCCACGUCCCCUUAGGAGUCAAUUAUCUGGGCUCAAUGCUGGCUCGAAUGUGUAAAGAAGCUGGCACAUCAGUCAUCUACACCAAUCACUGCAUCAGGAGCACACCCUUUCACCAACUGUGUGACACAGGCCUGGACAAGAGAGACAUAUCUGUUAUUCACAGGUCUGAAAGCUCCCUCAGGAGUCACCAGACGCCAACCCUCAGGAGAUGUAAGCAGUGGAGUGAGACAUUGCCAGAGAGAGAUUCAGCUGGCCCAGCAGGUCUGCCACCAGACAAGUGGGCACCCCUAACAGAAGUACACUCAAGUACACACAAUUUGCACAAGUGCUGCAAUGGAUUCAUUAUUGCAGUAAUUACAUUCCAAGUGAAUUAUGUAGAUAAAUGUCUGAGUGUGAAACUCUGAGUGAACUGACAUGAAAAUGGAUGUUGAAAGAUACUAAAGACAAAUUGAUUAUUCUUGGUGGAGGAACAAAAUAAAAUGAUCAAAACAAACUCAAAGCUUUUGUCUCUGCUGUAAAUAACUGAUGUUUAGAAUGUGUUUUGGUUACUAUAAUGUCACUCACAUACUUAUGCUGACAUCCUCAGAAGGUCUUGUGUUUAUAAUUUCUUGUGUUGCUUAAUUUCUUGUGUUACUUAAGAAAAGCAACACUAAACAUUGACCAUGAAGUCCUCCUUUGGACCGUCAGUAAUAACAUCUCACCUUAUUUUCACAUGUGACUAGUUAUGUCUUUAUUUUACAGGUUUGGAUUUAAACCAUGAGGAAUUUUUUGAGGAUGUUCCGUUUCUUCAGACUGCUGCAAACCAGAACUAUGUCCCAGAUGCUGUGCUGCCGCCUGGAGAGCCGUGGCUCCAUGGCAGCCCCACCCGAGCGGUGCUU